GUUCUGCUCCCUCAUUCUCACCUGGCCUCGACGCAAUUCGCACUCGUGCUACAUCACGGUUCGCUCUAAUUAGAGAAGUUGAAUAACAGGCUCGUCCAUUGGACUGCCGCCGGACCCAGCAGGAGCUCUUUAGCUUGGCAACGCUCCCCGACAGGCACCCUUUCCUUCAGCCAACGCGACCGAGUCCACGCGGCGCCAACGCCUGCAGCAUCCACCCCCGAGCAAUUACGCGCCAUGCCGAAGCCUUCGAUGCCAUAACCAGCUCCUUUCCUUGCGACUGACUCGUUUUCUUCCCCCCCGGCUCGAUCCGCGGGGAGCAGUCCUGGCGCAGGCGAGUGAGCACGCGACAUGCCCCGCCGCCGCGCCCAGGCAUGGAAGAUCCCUGGGGCGGUGAUCCGUGGUCGACAGCAGACGACGGCAAUGCCCUGCACCCUGAUGCUGCUGCUGCGGCGGCGAAGCUAGGCCUACCUACCGCACCGCGGCAGGCACAUUUCGCGGCCGAUGGCGGCAGCAGAGGCAGUAGCCCGCGAAGGGUGUUGGCCGCGCCUUGGGGUCGGGAGCUCGAGGACCCGGACGAUGCGUGGGGGGGCUGGAACGCGGGCGCCGAGAGUCCUGGAUGGGGGAGGAGCCCUGGGAUAAAGCCUGCUGCGGGCGCGGCCGUGAGGGAACCCUCGCCGGAUCCGUGGGGUGGACUGGGUUCGACGAAGAGGACCGACGUGGAGGAGGAGCCCUCUGGUCGGCGCGAGGAACGGACGGCGGACUCGGCCAUCAGCCUGGGAGAAGACGACACACAGCGACGCGAUACCUACAACGAUGGUAAAGUGAGACGAUCGAGCUCCAUUGAUGAGCGCGCACAUGAUAUAUGGGGAGUGGACGUGUCGGCAGUACUCAAAGAAGCGGCAGCAUCCGAUCCUGCCGACGGACCGGGCGAGGUGGUUGACGAAAUAGCGAAGCCCGACACAUCUGAGAAAUUAACGUGCGGUGAAGAUGGCUCUCGCGAAGUCGCCACAUCAGAUGAGCCGCUAGAGGAAGACAGGAAGCCAUCGAAGGUGCAGGAGCUGGUGGAGAUGUUUGAUGGCAUCGCCCACAGAAACGCAGCCUCUUCGGAAGCAUUGAGCACGUCAACAAAGGAGCCCACAGCUAUCGCGGUAGACACGGAUGUAGCACUGCAGGUUCCCGACAUUCAGGUCGCAGAAGCGUUCGACGAGGAGCUUCAGCACGAGGGCAUGGCCGGUUCGGAGGACAACGAAGAGGUGGACAAGUCUGCGCCGGAGCCAACGGCCGGGGACGAAGACCAAAAACCUCUACCAGACACCGAACAGCGUGUCGACUCUGGCUCAAGGCUAAAAUUACCCCCCGUCCCCUUCCCCAUCGACCUAACUCAGCUGGACCGGCUAUUUCCUUCCACACCCUCCACGUCCGUCGACCCCGAGCCCGUCCCCGAUGUCAUCAUCGACGACACCUUUGCCAGCGUCUCUGAGCGGAAAGCCUGGUACCAUGUGUCGCGCUUCGGCUCCAUCCGCAAGUACAACGGCGGGGGUGGGGGCGACGACGACGACGGCUACGUGCGCGUUAGCUGGGCCGGCUCGCACGUCCGCGACAAAACGCUGCGCAUCGUGCGGCGCUGGAUGGAGGAGGACUCGAUCGGCGGGCGCGUCGUGCUGGGCCGCAGGCUCGGCGCGGGCGGCGGCGGCAACCUGUUCAACUGGGACUCGGAGGCGCCGCCCGUGGAGAUUGGCGAGCUGCUCAGGGCGAAGAAGAGCAAGGGCGCGGCGGCGGGCGUCGGGGGCCAUGGGCGGCAGGCGUCGGCUGUUGUCAGGGGGAGCGUCAUGUCGCCCACCGAGCCGGCGUUCGCCUGGAGCAGCAGCAGCUUACCCUCGUCCCCCCUGGCUGCUCGACAGCCUGAGCUGAUGCCGAUGCCGGACGCUGCGGAGCACAAGCAGUCGCAAGAUGCGCCUCCAGUCGAGCCCAAGCAGUCGCUGGAGAGGCCGGCGUCGCUGCAGCUCCCCCGGCCGCCAGAGGCGACGCCGGCGACACGACAGCCGUUGUCCCCCCUGACGCAAUCCCAUCCGGUAGCCAACGACGACACCACCGCCGAAGAGGAAGACGAGGACGAGGACGACGAAUGGGGCGAGAUGGUGUCACCAGAGACGGCCGCACAGCCAGAACCGUCGUCCACCGCCCCGUCACUACCCGCCCCCCUAGACGUCAACGCCUCCCACACCACCACCAUCGCCGCCGCCGCCGCGACACCCCUUGAUCGCGCCAGCGUCAUCCCGCCCGACGACACAGACGAGUCCACCCUCCUCCCGAGCACAGAAAUCCACAUCAAGGCCGCGCCUAGCCGCACGCCCAACGACCCCUGGGCCGCCCAGGACUCCGACUGGCACGACUCGUCGUCGUCGUCUAGCGCAGAGGAGGAGGAGGGUGAGUCCCAGCAUACCCUCGUAACGACCAUCACCCACGGCGCCCCGUCGAGCAGCGACCUCGACCCCUGGGAUACGUCGGCCACGGCAGCCUCACCCUUGCCCGUCCACGGCGCACCCGAGGCCGGCACUCCGAAACCGGCGGCCGCGGCCGCGACGAGGAGGAGCCCUGUCCAGGAGCCCCCCACGCCGUCCCUCGGACCAUCCAAUCCGGCCGACACGCCCUUCCCUCUACCACCCGCCUCUACCACUACCACUACCACCGCCGCCACCGCAUCGCUGGCCACUAGACAGACAGCAACAACAACAAAACCAACAAUUGCAGCAGCGGCCGCCGCAGUAGCAGCAGCUCCUCCAGCUCCAGGGGCAAAUCCACCCAUCGCAGACGACCAGCUCGUAGCCGACAUACUGCGCAACCUCCCCGACCUAUCCUACAUGCUGCACUAACACCGUUACACUACCACCAAGAACCGGCGGCGCCGCCACUUGAGACGAGACAAAGGAGGAGCAGAAGCACCGUCGUGAGCUAUGACUUUUUGUCAUUACAUGUAUAGGGGGCUCGCUCCCGGUGGGGGAAAGACGACAGCAUAAGAAACUGUCGUCAUCGUGUGAGAUACACUAGGUGUGCGAGUACGGGACAGGUGCCUUGUGUCGUGUGGCUUUUGGGUUGGUUGGUUGCCUCCAUUUUCUGGUAUGUCUUUUUAGGUAUUCGUGCCGCGGCAUGGCUGGCGUUACAUCUGUCAUGUUUGCAUAUCAAGACAUCGCUUCUGCAUUUCAUCGUGGU
This is a messenger RNA of Purpureocillium takamizusanense, 3210 nucleotides long. RefSeq lists its product as uncharacterized. Bases 372 to 2873 code for a protein of 833 amino acids. The transcript has a single exon. Lineage: Eukaryota; Fungi; Ascomycota; Sordariomycetes; Hypocreales; Ophiocordycipitaceae. The record is from RefSeq and is a predicted model, not a curated record.